UCUGUCUCCGGAGAGAGAGGAGAAAGGACUGCAUGGAGGAAUAUACUCAUUUUAUUCUGCACAAAAACUGACCCGGAUAACAUCUCCUGCGCCCGCGAGGAAACAAUGAAGUGUCCUUAGCGGGUUUUAGUGUGUUUUUGUGUCGGUGAGCAGUGGGGGAGAAGAGGGGGGAGCUCUGAAGUGCAGGCGCUCCUCCGAGUUUUGUUUCCAGUUGCUCCGAGAGAAAGACGGGUUCAGCGGAGAGGAAGACCGGAGAGGAAAUCUGUGCAAAAUGCAGGGGGGCUCAGCCACUGACCUCCCUGCCUCCGCUCUGCAGUACCAGUGUCGGCCGGUGGACUACCUGUGUUCCCCGCAGCUGGUGAAGAAAGGUCCGACGCCCAGACCAUGUCACGACAGGCCCGCCGUCAAGCCGCGGCCCCCGUCCUCCACGUCGCCCAGACCUCCAACCGCACAGAAACCUCAAGUGCCCCCUAAACCUGCGCACCUGCUGGCCCUCGGACAAGACAAGAAACCGAAGAGGAUCCCCCCCGCGCCCUCGAGGCCCCUGCCGGCACCGCCUCCGCCACCGAAGCCAAAGCCGACUCUCCCCCCUCCUGUCCAGGGAGCGCAGCAGCAGAAGGAGGCCCAGAAGGUCGGCCUUCUGAUUGAAAGGUUUGAAAAUUCAAGGGUUCCCAUACUGGGGGUGCUCCCGCGGUCACAGCUCCACCUGUGCCUGAGAAUGGAAACUGCGUCUGACAUCUCCUCCUGCAGCCAGGAAACCGCAGAGACGGCCGCCGGAGACCCUUCGCCCGCGGACAAACUUGCACUGGGCAUCUCUGAACAGAACGGCGAGGUGUCUGAACUCUCCUGCCUGGCUUCGAUGCACAUCGACGGCUCGGACGACACCGCCCUGGACGACUGCGCCGAGGACGACAUCCCGCACGGAGUGGGCUGCCUGCACGAGGCGGAGACGGACGACGGCUCGUCCCACAAACUCCUGGACAAUCCGGACUCCUCGGAGCAGAACGGGAAGAUUCCCAACCGGGACAGCGGCAUCGACAGCCCGUCGUGCACGGCGGACGGGGAGGUGUUCCCCAACGAGGACGCCAUCGACGAGGAGGAUCAUUACGACAGCGUCACCGAGACGGAGAGCGUGUCCUGCUGCGUCACUCUGGGCAACAAGCGAGACUCCACGCAGGAUGAGGACAGUGACUUGGACGAGGGCAGCAGUGGGGAGAUUCAGUCUCUCACAGAUUCACAGACUGGCUUUGUGACUGAAACACACUCAGAGGUGCACAAAUGCUCAGAGGCUCAGAAGCUGCUGAAUAUUGCCAAAGAGCUCCUCCACACUGAAGAGGCCUACGUAAAAAGACUUAACCUCCUCGACCAGGUAUUUUGCACUAAGCUCACCGAGGCGGGAAUCCCUCAGGACGUCAUUACAGGGAUCUUCUCCAACAUCUCCUCCAUCUACUGCUUCCAUGAUAAGUUCCUGCUCCCCGAGCUCAAGACUCGGAUUACCGGAGAAUGGGAUUCCAACCCUCGUAUUGGAGACAUCCUCCAGAAACUGGCUCCGUUCAUGAAGAUGUACGGAGAAUAUGUGAAGAACUUCGACCGAGCCAUGGACCUGGUGAACACCUGGACACAGAGAUCCUCACAGUUCAAGAGUGUCGUCCAGAACAUACAGAAGCAGGACGUGUGUGGGAACCUGACGCUGCAGCACCACAUGCUGGAGCCGGUCCAGAGGAUCCCUCGAUACGAGCUGCUGCUCAAAGAUUACCUGAAGAAGCUGCCAGAUGACGCCCUGGACCGAAAAGACGCAGAGAAGGCACUGGAGCUAAUAUCUACUGCAGCUAACCACUCCAAUGCAGCAAUCAGGAAAAUGGAGAAGAUGCACAAGCUGCUGGAGGUGUACGAGCGGCUUGGCGGAGAGGAGGACAUCGUGAAUCCAGCCAACGAGCUGAUCAAAGAAGGACACAUUAAGAAGAUGUCAGCAAAAAACGGAACAGCACAAGACCGAUACCUCUACUUGUUCAACAAUAUGGUGCUAUACUGUGUGCCUAAACUCCGGCUGAUGGGGCAGAAGUUCAGUGUGAGGGAGCGAAUAGACAUCGCCGGCAUGGAGGUGCAGGAGAAUGUGAAGCAGAACCUUCCACACUCGUUCGCCAUCAUCGGUAAACAACGUUCACUGGAACUGCAAGCCAGGACAGCCGAGGAGAAGGAAGACUGGAUUCAGGUGAUCCGAGCCACCAUUGAGCGACACAAACAGAACAGCGAGACGUUCAAUAAAGCUUUCAACAGCUCCUUCUCCCGGGAGGACGACCAUCUGCCCGAGUCACCGGGUCCCUGGUCCAACAUGGACUCAGACAUGGAAAAACACGAGAGGAAAAGUUCUCGUAAAAAGGAAAAAGAGAAGCAGACGUGUAAAGGCUGCAACGAAAGCUUCAAUUUCACCAAGCGCAAACAUCACUGCAAGUCCUGCGGAGCGGCCAUCUGUGCAAAGUGUUCAAAGACCUUGGACAACAAAACGAGUCGAGUGUGCCCUGAAUGUUUUGAAGCGAGCCUCAGCCUGGAGACUCUCUGCACUGGUGAGCAGAGAAAAAAAGCUGCGCCUGAGAGACAGUCGUCUCUAACGGGGGAGAACUGCCUGCUGUGUGGCCACCUCCACGUGCAGGACAAGGGAAAGAGCUGGAACAAGAUGUGGGCGGCCGUCACCAAGGCCGAGCCGCUGGUGCUGUACUUGCAAAGCAGCGGACAGGACUUAAAGGGCUCUCGGGCGGUCCCUCUGCCCGGGUUCGAGGUGAGCGCGGUGCCGGCGGCGGCGGCAGAGAAGUCCGACAUGAAGCACGUGCUCCGGCUCAGCCACACCCAUCAGACGUUGCUCCUAAGUGCCCAUGACGCCGAACUUCAGGCCAAGUGGCUGGACGUCCUCCUCAAAGCUGCGCGCGGCGACGCGCUCCCGGAGACGCAGACAAAACUGAGCGAACACAGGAAGAGCCAGUAGCAGCCAUGUUGGAGCCACGGGACUCGCCCCCCCCCCACCCCUCCUCCCUCUUUCCUCCCUCUCCUGUGUAUAGAGCACACAUUACUUGAAUUCACUUUACCUUGGCACUUUUUCUUUGGUUAUAUUUUCUUUUUAAAAGGACCACUCAAUCCUUCCUACGCCACUUCAAUCUUAUCCUCAUGACCGCAAAUAUUUCCUCUCCUCUCGAACACACUCUCAAAGAAGGACUAUGCUGUCAAGCCACCAAUACCACUGGUUAGGAUAUUUUAUUUCUCAGUGUCGUCAACAGCUGGAGCAAAACUUUGAAGAACCUUUAUUUGUAAUAUAGCUGAAAAAAGUUCCUUUAUGAUUUUUUUUUUUAAAUAUGAAGUUCCUUGUACAUUAUUCAAAGGUGUUGUGAAGCAUUAACUCAUGAGUGUCUGUUUUACCCAGGCAGUCGAUGGUCUUUUCAUUUAUGUGGAAGUGUGUCUGUGUGUGUGUGCAUAUGCGUGUGUGUGUGUGUGCGUGUGUAUGUAUGAGUCCCUUUUUGUUUAUUAAGUAUUGAAUGUUUAAAGUGUAAGAAACCCAUCCCGCCUCUCUGCUCUCUUCACUCCUGCCGGGGGACGCAGCGCUGGGUGUUGUACAGUAUGUAUACUAUAGUGCGAUGUAAGGAAACAAAGAAGAAGAAGACAUUUAACUUAAAAAAGACAGAUGUGUAUGUUUGUGGCUGGCCACCCGAUGCUCCCACGCUAACAGAUCCCCCCACCCCCCCUCGCUCUCGUACUUUGGUAAUAAUUCCCUCUCCAUCGUUAUCUUUGGAUUCUGAGACCUCUAAUCUGACCGAUCCUCCACGUUUUCUCUCUCUUUGUUGUCUCGUCCAGCUGAGAGAGAUCAGUCAGAGUGGAGUCGCCUGGCCUCAGAUCCUCGAUAUCUCUUCUCGUACACACGCUAAAUAAAUUCUCUCUCUUCGUCCAUCUCAGCAUAGCGUCCGUCGGCCUGCUUCUCUCCCGAAGUUGAUGUGAUGGAAACCAAGUACUGUACUGUAAAACUGUUUAUUCAGCCUCGUCCCAUUCACUCUGGUCCUAUCAGCACCAGCCUUUAACUUAAAGUAGCAAAAAAAAAAAAAAGAAGAAAAAAAAUCUUAUAAAAAAAAAAGAAAGAAAGAAAACUUGUCAUUGGAUCUCUUUGUGCAUGUAAACUCACUCAUAUUUAUGUACCGUGCUAUCUUUGCCCUUGUUCCUCUUUUUAUGCUCCAGAAGUCAUUAUGUUGUACUGUAAGUGAGCAGAGUCAACAUUGAGUGUUUUAAACAUGGAUUGUGCACAGUGGAAAAAGCAGAGUCAAGCAUAUCAUCAAUAAACAGACGUGGGUCUUUCAGUACCGCACUGUCCAAUA
Salarias fasciatus (jewelled blenny) is the source of this 4352-nucleotide messenger RNA. It is a transcript of the gene fgd, whose product is annotated as faciogenital dysplasia. The transcript has 19 exons. NCBI's taxonomy places the organism in Eukaryota, Metazoa, Chordata, Actinopteri, Blenniiformes, Blenniidae. Gene Ontology annotation, cellular component: cytoplasm. The record is from RefSeq and is a predicted model, not a curated record. Bases 272 to 2980 code for a protein of 902 amino acids. Gene Ontology annotation, biological process: cytoskeleton organization; filopodium assembly. Gene Ontology annotation, molecular function: guanyl-nucleotide exchange factor activity; metal ion binding.